GCUUAUAGCCCCGGUGUAUGUACAGAAAGUCAGACUGUGGCUGCCAUAAUCGAGUUGCAAUUUGGUAGCAACCGAGUAUGGAGGGCAGAAUGCUGCGACAGGGAUAUGACAAUAUCGAUUGCGGGCGGUUCUUGCGAAAAGACCUUUUCAUCCCCGAUGACUGCUCUCACAAACUUCACGACCACAUUGUCGGUCGACAUCGACACGACUGUUACGGUUCCUGCCAUCGACCUUACAACGAUGUUAUGUGCAGGUUCCAACCCUUGUCAGCCUGAGACUACUCUGGGUCGACCAGUUGAAGUUAAAUCUGGUGUGGCACAUGCACGUCCGAUGGUGGUGUAUUGGCAGUCAAGCGAUCUAAGUGGAUUUCCCUACGAAUAUGCGUCGUCUAUUGCUUCGGUAAUCAAUGUAACCUGGCAAAACUUCACCACAACUUCGCCUCCACCCCCGACACCAAGGGCAAAAAACUCUGGCCCGAGUCCCGGCGCCAUAGCUGGCAUAGCUGUCGGUAUUGGCGUGUUCCUUAUAGUCAGCAUCGUACUACUCCUGUAUCUCCGGCGAAGGAUGAAGCAGAAGCAGCAACAGCGUCUUCAGCAUCCGGGCAUGUCGGAAAUGGAAGGGAGUUCGAGGGGAUUGAAGCACUUCGUGGGCGGGAGAUGGCGAGCUGAGCAAGACGGAACAUCGCAGCCAGUGGAAGCUGGAUCGACAAGCGUGAAGAUCAUUCCAGGACCGCCUGUGGAGUUGGAUAGUACACCAGCAGAGAGGAGUCGAUAAUCUUCCCGGGUGCGCGACAAAGCUGUAAAUGAUUGGGAUGGAUCAAGGCUGAUGCGACAACCUCACGAGCUUUUUCAAGAGACAUUGGGCUUGUGAAAGCCAAAAUAGCACCAGUGAAGAGCAGAGUAUCGAUACCCCUUCUCCAGAUAAAAGAUAGUAACAAGAUACAGGUACAGGG
Alternaria alternata is the source of this 952-nucleotide messenger RNA. RefSeq lists its product as hypothetical. The coding region runs from base 106 to 774 and encodes 222 amino acids. Lineage: Eukaryota; Fungi; Ascomycota; Dothideomycetes; Pleosporales; Pleosporaceae. The transcript has 2 exons. The record is from RefSeq and is a predicted model, not a curated record.